Messenger RNA from Scleropages formosus (Asian bonytongue), 1565 nucleotides. Its product is annotated as junctional adhesion molecule A-like. The record is from RefSeq and is a predicted model, not a curated record. Lineage: Eukaryota; Metazoa; Chordata; Actinopteri; Osteoglossiformes; Osteoglossidae. The transcript has 10 exons. Gene Ontology annotation, biological process: establishment of endothelial intestinal barrier; intestinal absorption; regulation of membrane permeability. Gene Ontology annotation, cellular component: bicellular tight junction. The coding region runs from base 93 to 1022 and encodes 309 amino acids.
AAUGGGCGUGCUUUACUUUCAACACAGUGCAGUUUCAAAGAGUCAUUUUUGACUAACUGAACAAGUGUUGAGCACUUUCACGCACGUUGGUUAUGAUAAUUUUUGCCAAGGUGACUGAAAAAAAGGUGUUGAACAGUAAAAUGUUUUUUUGCUGUCUUUUAUUCUUCAUCUUACUGGGAACAGGAGGAACAGGGACAGAGGCCUUUGAAGUGUCUACUUCCACUCCUGUACUCAGCAUCCCAGAGAAUGCAGGAGCCGACCUGAAAUGCUUCUAUACUGCUGAUUUUGGGAGUCCAAGGGUAGAGUGGAAAUUCAAGGAUCUGCAGGGGUCACAGCUCUAUGUCAUCUUUGAUAAUGAACCAACUGAAAAAUACAAGGGUCGUGUCGAACUAUAUAAAGAUGGAUUGCGGUUCAACACAGUUACACGCAAGGAUACCGGGGAAUACAUCUGUGAGGUGUCCUCUGCUAAUAAUUUUGGAGAUGUAAAAAUACACCUGAUUGUGGAAGUGCCACCCUCUGUGCCAGUUUGUGGGGUCCCUCCAUCUGUAACCACAGGUUCUCAUGUGGUGCUUACCUGCAAUGAUCCCACUGGCUCCCCCCCUUCUACCUACAAGUGGUUCAAAGAUGGAACCCCACUGCCUGAAGACCCCAGCAAGUUUGUGGAUUUCAAAAACUUCUCUUAUACUGUUGACUCCAAAAAAGGCACUCUGACAUUUCCCUCUGUGACCAAGGCUGAUGCAGGAAAAUACUCAUGUAUGGCCAGCAACCCAUCAGGUCCCUCUCAGACCUGCUUAUCCCAGGAGAUGAUAGUUUAUGAUGUGAAUGUUGGCGGGAUUGUGGCAGGUGUGAUCGUGGCGCUGCUGCUGGUGAUCUUGCUGGCAUUAGGCUUUUGGUUUGCUUUCCGGAAAGGAUACCUGCAAAGUAAAACCGAGAGGUCUCAAGCUGGCUAUGCCAAGCCAACACCGAGCACUGCGGAUGAAGAGGACGGCGAGUUCAAGCAGAAAUCCUCUUUCGUUGUUUGAUUGCUGCUGGAGCAGAAGACACAUGGAGGAAGAACAGUUUGACUGAAAACUGUGGAUUUUAAAUUUUCAACACGAUUUACAGUCAUUUUUUUUUACUCUGGAUUUUUGUUUUUAUAUAUCUUCUCCAUCAUGAUAUAUAAACAUGUAUAAUUUAAAUCAGUUCUGUACAGGCUAAAAUAUAAUAUUUAUGCUUCUUUUAAAGAGAAUUCUUGUGUCUGUAUUUGCUUUGUUUGGGUCAAUGGGUAAAAAAAAAGACCAAAACACCAAAUACCACAGCACAGGUCUCUUUUCCCUGUCUGUCAUGGUUACAGGUGUUGUAUAUAUGCAGACUGCAAUUUUCUCCGGCACAGACUGUGCUCAUUAUUUCCAGAAGUAGGAUCUGGAGAGGAAAAGACAUUGUGUCCAGCCAUUAUGAUUAAUGCAACUGGGAGUAAGCCUGAAAUUUCUCCAUUUCACUAUUUUUUGGACUGUCAAUGACAGUGUCAUUUGUCAUUUACUCACUGUACAUGUCAAAAAGUAAAUUUACAAUUGUUCUUUUUAUUC